Messenger RNA from Salarias fasciatus (jewelled blenny), 1837 nucleotides. Its product is annotated as putative ferric-chelate reductase 1. The transcript has 16 exons. Gene Ontology annotation, cellular component: membrane. NCBI's taxonomy places the organism in Eukaryota, Metazoa, Chordata, Actinopteri, Blenniiformes, Blenniidae. Bases 1 to 1821 code for a protein of 606 amino acids. The record is from RefSeq and is a predicted model, not a curated record.
AUGGCAACGAGGACAACACAAGACUGUGGGAGUGUCCAGGCGUCCAUCAUGUGGUGGGGACACCCCCUGGUGGCAGUACUGACCGUGUGGACUCGCUCGGCGUGGGGCUUCAGUAACGGCAGGGUGGGCGUGGCCUGUGGAGACAUGGGUCCUCAGCACGGCCCCCGGCCCCGUCCGGACCCCCCUCCAUACAGCCUCAGCGUGGACAAACCCAGCUUCAGCCCCGGAGAGCCCGUCACAGUGUCCCUACAGGCCCUGAACGGCUCCUUCUUCCGGGGUUUCCUGAUUGAAGCCCGGGACUCAGAGGACCUGCAGUCCCCGGCGGUGGGAGUCUUCAGCCUGAGCGCCCCGCAGCAGAGCCAGCUGCUGCAGUGUGCUGGCUCUCCGAGAUCGGCAGUGAGCCACAGGACAGGAUCCAGGAAGACUCACAUUCAGGCAGUCUGGCGGUCUGACAGAAACCCUCCACACUCGGUCCAGUUCCUUGUGACGGUGGUGCAGGACUACCAGGUGUACUGGGUGAGGAUCACAGGCCCUCUGGUGGUCCUGAGAGGAGCCACAGAGUCCCCGUCCACCGCCCCUCCUGCUUCCCCCAGCAGCCCGGCAGUCCUGUCUGCACCGUUCAGUUCAGAGGGAUGUGGACUCACCAAGUCCUGCCUGCGGGAGCCGGAGGGCUGCCGCCCGGACUCGGACCACCGCUGCGUCUUCCUGUCCUUCACGGCGGACGCUUCGGGACGCAGCGUGAUGUUUGAGCUCAGCGGACCAGCUGAAGGCUACGUGUCCUUCGCCCUGUCUCUGGACAAGUGGAUGGGGAACGACGACGUCUUCCUGUGUGUGAAGGACGGAGGCGGAGUCUCCAUCAGAGCCGGGUACGUCUCAGGAAGAACACAGCCAGAGCUGCACCCACAGGAGAGCCUGUGGGGUGGAGCCUGGAGGCUGGAGAACGGGCUCAUCCAGUGCCGUUUCCAUAGAAACAGCGUCCUGCCUCCCAGCUUCAGCUUCAACCACAGCCUCUUUGUGUUUCUGGCCUGUGGCGGGGCUCAUGGAGGUUCGGUCCUCAAACACCAGGAGCAGCCCGUCGUCUCCGGCCGCCAGACGGUGAUCAGUGGCCCUCCGGAGGACCUGCGGGGGUCCCGGCCCCCCCUGCUCAUCAGGCUGCACGGUGUGCUGAUGCUGACGGCCUGGAUGUGGACGGCCAGUUGCGGCGUCCUCGCUGCUCGCCACUGCAAACACCUGUGGUCCAGCAGGUCUCGGCCAGGACACACACUCUGGUUCCAGCUUCAUCGCACCCUGAUGGUUCUCGCUCUGGUGCUCACUGCAGUUGGUUUCACUCUGCCGUUCCUGUACAGGAGAGGAUGGAGCAAGAGUGCAGGUUCCCACUCCUCCAUGGGCUGUGCUGUUCUGACGCUGUCCGUCCUCCAGGGGACUUCCGCCUGGUUCAGACCUGCUCCUCAGUCCCCCAGGAGGGUCUUCUUCCGCUGGACGCACCUCGCAGUGGGCUCGAUCACUCACCUACUCGCUGUGGUGUGUGUGUUCCAGGGUCCAGCCCUGCAGACCCUGCUGCUGCCCCGGCCCUGGUACCCUGCAGGACUCUCAGCCUGGCUGCUGUGGAUCCUCCUCACAGACCUGCUGCUCCAGCUUCACGCCUUCCUGUCCAGGAUCAGAGAUGGAAACAGAACCAGAUCAGAGGAACAGGAGAACAUCAUAUCAGAGAAUCAGCAGCAGGCAGAGUGCUGGUCAGUGAGGAAGACGAUGCUGCUGCUCUUCCUCCUCGGACACUCCAUCUUCCUGGCUGCGUUCACUCAGGCUGUUUUCAGACUUUAAGCUUCCAUCACUCAUC